AUGGCCACAACACGACGAUCCGAGUCCCAUUUGUGGUGGCUCGCCCCUCUUUUCAUUAUCAUUGUAUUCGCAACAGUCGCUGAUUCCAUGUGUAAGUGGGGUUACGGUAACUGGAGAAGCCAGUUCGGGGUCAUCCAAUCUACUGACUUGAAUCUCUCUGUGCGAGCUGAGCCCCCCCCCCCCAAAGUAUAUAAUUUUAAGGGGAUAAUCCGAACACAAGCUUUGUACGGCUUCCACCCAAUCCGACCCACUUUCAGCAAUUCCCCUCCGCGAGGUCAUCCUCCAAUGGUCGGACAUCCCGGACGUGCUCUCCGUCGCCUAUCAACGACCUCCGAGAUCUUUCAACAUGGGCCCCGACGUCGUGUAAGUGGCUGCAUUCUGUCAAAUUCAGGAACUUUUUGUUUUUGUUUUUUUUUCAUAACCAAAACUUCGAGUGGGCGACGGAACCCAAAAAUUUGUCUGGAAAGCGUAGACUCUCACAGUGUUGACUGCAUUCCAUUUCACUCGCAAGUGCUCACUUCCUUUCUUCUCAAUCACACUCUUUGAAUAGUCGUUUAAUUUAUCCUGCCUACCACGAAUGGCUCCUACGUAUAAUCGCGUGUUUUCGUGUGUAGACGGGUUUGAAUAUUCGCAAGUUUUUCGGUGCUCUACACGAAAAUAAAAUACCGACAGAGUAUAUCUAGUAGUAUAGCAAUUAUAUACGAAUACGUAAAGCUGGGAGAAGCCCGCAAUGAUCUGAUCUUCUCCGAGAUAUGCGUCAAAGUUCGUCCGGCGUCCGCAUGACGGAUUCAGAACAAUACGAGUCACUCGACGACUACAAUUCGAAUCAUUUCAGACACGAGAAGCCACGACCCCUCCGAUUCGGAUGA
Caenorhabditis sp. 36 PRJEB53466 is the source of this 869-nucleotide messenger RNA. The record is from the annotation of a GenBank genome assembly. NCBI's taxonomy places the organism in Eukaryota, Metazoa, Nematoda, Chromadorea, Rhabditida, Rhabditidae.